AUGCCACCGCCUCAGCCACCGCACCUUCUGCAGAAGCAGAGCAAGAUGUCGGACCAGGAGUACAACCAGCUGAUACCUGAUGCGUGCAGAUACGACUAUCUCUUCAAGCUUCUGCUUAUCGGUGACUCGGGUGUCGGAAAGUCCUGCUUGCUGUUGCGGUUCGCGGACGACACGUACACCGAGAGCUACAUCUCCACGAUCGGCGUCGACUUCAAAAUCAGGACGAUUGAGCUUGAUGGCAAGACGGUGAAGUUGCAGAUCUGGGACACUGCUGGACAAGAGCGCUUCCGCACCAUCACUUCCUCCUACUACCGCGGCGCCCACGGCAUCUGCGUCGUCUACGAUGUCACCGACAUGGACAGCUUCAACAACGUCAAGCAGUGGCUGCAGGAGAUCGACCGCUACGCGACCGAGGGUGUGAACAAGCUGCUGGUGGGCAACAAGAGCGAUAUGACGGACAAGAAGGUUGUGGAGUACACAGUGGCGAAGGAGUUCGCAGACAGCCUCGGCAUCCCCUUCCUCGAGACCUCCGCCAAGAACGCCAGCAACGUCGAGCAAGCCUUCCUGACCAUGGCGCGCCAGAUCAAGGAGCGCAUGGGCAACACGACCGUCAACAAUAAGCCCACCGUGCAAGUCGGCCAAGGCCAGGGCGUGCAGUCCGGCAGCGCUGGCGGAUGCUGCUAA
Messenger RNA from Saxophila tyrrhenica, 684 nucleotides. It is a transcript of the gene ypt1, whose product is annotated as ras GTPase. NCBI's taxonomy places the organism in Eukaryota, Fungi, Ascomycota, Dothideomycetes, Mycosphaerellales, Extremaceae. Gene Ontology annotation, biological process: vesicle-mediated transport. The record is from RefSeq and is a predicted model, not a curated record. The transcript has 4 exons. The coding region runs from base 1 to 684 and encodes 227 amino acids. Gene Ontology annotation, molecular function: GTP binding; GTPase activity.